AUGACCAAUGUAAGGGGAACGGAUAAGAUUGGGGCGAUUAAUUUGAAUGACUUCGGCAAAACAGCUGAGCCAAAUGGCGACAUUUAUGCAGAAAUACAAUUCAAGAAUUUAACGAGUCUAAGAUUCCUUCAUGUGGUGUGGGCACAGCUCAGUGGAAAUUUUAAGGAUUCAAUGGAGAGGUUAAGAUGGCUUCGAUGGCAAUAUUGUCCUAUGAAUUUUGAAGUAAAAAAUUUUCGCAUAAAUGAAUUAGCUGUACUCGAAUUGUCAGGAGCCGUGAUAAAUGAGAAAUGGGAAGGAUGGAGUUCUUUCAUGCUGGCAGAGAAGCUCAAAUAUCUUGACCUCUCGUUUUGUGAAUUCUUGGAAAAUACGAUCUUCCUCUCCGCUUUUAAGCAUUUGGAGGUUCUCAUCCUCUCUUUUUGUCCGAGACUGCAGCAGAUCGACUCUUCAAUUGGAGACGUGAAGGCCCUCCUUCGCUUGGAUUUGAACAUGUGUGGGUCCCUUAGGGAGCUUCCAGCAGAAAUAGAGUCUCUGGAGAAUCUAGAGAUUCUCGACAUAUCUGCAACCGAUAUAGGACAAUUACCCAAGGGUAUUGGGGGGCUGAGAAAGCUUCGAGAGUUACGCGCUUUGGAUUGCGGAAAUCUGAAAGGGGAAAUGCCGGAAAGCAUGGGGUCUUUGGAGAAUCUAGAGAUUCUAGAUAUUUCUAGGAGUGGUAUAGAAGAAUUACCCAAGGGUAUAUGGAGGCUGAGAAAGCUCCAAGAGUUACAUGCUUUAUGUUGCUACAAUCCGAAAAGGGAAUCAUCGGAAAGCAUACGCAAUCUGUCUUCCCUACGCUGCCUUGAUAUUUCUGACUGCCAUAAGCUCCAAUCGCUGCCGGAUCUUCCUUCCAGCUUAACAUAUUUGGGCGUCACUUGUCAAAGUCGCAAAUUGCCUUCACUUUCCCACCUAACCCAUCUCAAGGAACUAGACGUUUGGGGCUGCAAAUUUCUCGAGUGCAUCCAGGUGCUUCCGUCAACACUAGUAGAGAACUCGGAAUGCUCCCAACCGAGGGAUGUUGAAGAAUCAGAAUUACCACAAUCCCUAAACACCCCCUUCAAGUUGGAACAUUUGGGAGUCAAUGCGUGUCGAUCUAUUAAAACGCUGGACGUUUCACAGUUUAUCCAUCUAAGGACAUUAUAUGCCAGUCAAUGCGAUAGUCUUCUUGAAGUUCGAGGUCUUGACAAAUCGAUAUAUUUGGAAAGCUUGAUUGUCCCGUGGUGCGGUUCAAUUGAGAGGUUGUUCCUUCCAAAAUCCAAGAGCCUGAAGAAAUUAGAUGCUGGAUGGUGCAUGAAAUUAGCCGAAAUCCAAGGCCUCGAUAGGUUGGAAUUUUUGGAAAGCCUGGAUAUCUCUUGGUGCACUUCCAUUGAAAGGCUAGACCUUCCCAAAUCCGGGAGGCUGAAGAUAUUAAAAGCUUAUUGCUGCGAAAACUUAGCCGAAAUUCAAGGCCUCGAUAGGUUGGAGUUUUUGGAAAGCUUGGAUAUCUCUUGGUGCGAUUCCAUUAAAAGGCUAGACCUUCCAAAAUCCGGGAGGCUGAAGAUAUUUAAAGCUGAUGGCUGCAAAAACUUAGCCGAAAUUCAAGGCCUCGAUAGGUUGGAGUUUUUGGAAAGCCUUGAUAUCUCUUGGUGCACUUCCAUUGAAAGGCUAGACCUUCCAAAAUCAGGGAGGCUGAAGAUAUUAAAAGCUGAUGACUGCAAAAACUUAGCCGAAAUUCAAGGUCUCGAUAGGUUGGAGUUUUUGGAAGAACUGAGGAUCUUUAGAUGCAAGUCACUCAAAACAAUUCCAGAGUUACUGAGGAUCUUUGAAUGCAAGUCACUCAAAACAAUUCCAGAGUUAUCUGGAACGCAAAUUUAUCAAGAUUACGAGGAAUCAGACGAUACGGACAACUCGUAUGAGUCAAUACAAUGGAAAUGAUCCCCAUUUUCUAACGAAGGUACAUAAAGCAGGUAAGUUACCUUUGCUCUUUUGAGAUCUACGGCCCAAUUUUUGUUUGUAUUUCCUGCUUGCAAUAUCUUUCAAGAUUUAUGAUCUUGUCAUUUGUUAUUUCCUGGUUGACAGUGUCAUGAUUGUAUCCUUACUUGGAUUCAAGGUAUCCGGGGGAG
Molecule: messenger RNA, 2135 nt
Organism: Syzygium oleosum
Lineage: Eukaryota; Viridiplantae; Streptophyta; Magnoliopsida; Myrtales; Myrtaceae
Product: disease resistance protein RPV1-like
Exons: 3
Coding region: 1-1947 (648 amino acids)
Source: RefSeq, a predicted model, not a curated record